Molecule: messenger RNA, 1497 nt
Organism: Gamsiella multidivaricata
Lineage: Eukaryota; Fungi; Mortierellomycota; Mortierellomycetes; Mortierellales; Mortierellaceae
Exons: 3
Coding region: 1-1497 (498 amino acids)
Biological process (GO): protein catabolic process in the vacuole; cellular response to glucose starvation
Source: RefSeq, a predicted model, not a curated record
AUGGCUCACCACCACCAUAAUAACUCGAACCAUGGCGCCGCCGGCAGCUCGAGCAGUAGUCUGCAUCGCCCCACCUCUUCGUCCGCAAAGACAACACCCAUGCAUGACGACUCCGACGCAGGGCGCUUGAUUCCAAUAAACCAGCCCGCACUCGCAAUCGAUUAUCUUGGCAAUGGCUGGCAGAACGAAGACGAUAUUGCACAAUCCUGGAAGUUCAUGACCAAGCAGAAGAACGACCUGAUCAAUGGCCUGCGCCUCGAGAACGCUUCCUGGCGCAACUGGGCUAAACAGCGACAUAACCUCCAGACCAUAAGUCCCAAGGCUUUGAAUUGGCUCAAGGACAGCGAUACAACAUGGCUCUACGGUCCGCUCUACAAGGCUGCCAUCGACGAGUUCGACAUGUCCCGCUUUGGGUCAGAAACUCUCACUAGCACCGCAUCCCCCGGCAUUGGCACGGUUAGUAUGCCCACCACGCCCACAAAAGAGCUCCCCAACGGCUUACAGUCCUCUGCAAAGAAGGCCCUCAAGCCAGUUCUUAAACAUAAGACCGCAUCAGAGCUCUUCAAAGCCGAUACUCUCUUCCAUGUUCAAUCCGACCUCAAACUCGCACGUAGGAUCCUGCCUCAGCACAAGGCUAUUGAGAGUGCAGUCUUCAAGGAGCACAGGCAGCCGAAGCUGAGGUUUAAUGACUCGGUGGAACAAUGUGUCUCGAUCGACACGGAUACCAUAUCGGAGGAAGAGGAAGAGGAUGAUGACGAUGAAGAUGAAGAUGAGGAAGGUGAGGAGUAUAUCCAACCCGAAAACGAAGACGGCAACGGAGACGAAGGAACAACGAGUAUGAAUCGGCGACGACGACAGGAGAACGAAGACGAGGACAGCGGGAUUAUGAUGCGUAUUUCGGCUAGAAAGCCAGUGCAAAGUAUCGUCCGUAUCGAUCCUACACGACUCAAGGCUGCAAACCUGCAUGGUAUGGAUCCGGAAGACAUUAUAAGCCCUAUUGACGGUGAUUUUGACGGUGAUAACGGCGACUCUGACAACAGUGGCGGUAAUGACGACGAUGUUGACGACGAUGUUGACGACGAGUUGGAAGAGGAAGACGAGGAGAUGUUUGAUGAACCGAUUUACCUUGGGAACCCAUACACUGGAUCCGAAACCGGCUACACAGGCAAAUAUACUACUCGACCGGGAUCCGGGUUGGACUACGCAGAACACGCCGACGAGGCUACAGUCGCUGAAACCCUCGCCUCCUUCAUCUUCGAUUGUAUCAUCCGCCCCAACACACCCAGCCCCAGUCUCAAUCCCAGUUCCAGUUCCAGUUCCAGUCCCAGUCCUAGUCCCAGCCUCAGUUCCGACCUCAGUCUCAGCUCCAUCUCCAUCUUCAUCUCCAGCUCCAACUCCAGCUCCAGCCCCAUCGCCAUCCGCAUCCCCGUCAAUAUCAACAUCGGUCACUUCGACAUAUGUCGAACACGUUGGUCGUCAGCGCUAUUCACCUGCUGA